Messenger RNA from Myotis brandtii (Brandt's bat), 4621 nucleotides. RefSeq names its product zinc finger protein 805 (gene ZNF805). The transcript is spliced from 3 exons. Lineage: Eukaryota; Metazoa; Chordata; Mammalia; Chiroptera; Vespertilionidae. Gene Ontology annotation, biological process: regulation of cytokine production; regulation of immune system process; negative regulation of transcription by RNA polymerase II. The record is from RefSeq and is a predicted model, not a curated record. Bases 97 to 1863 code for a protein of 588 amino acids.
CAGGUGUCUGUGACCUUCGAGGACGUGGCCGUGACCUUCUCCCAGGAGGAGUGGGGGCAGCUGGACGUGGCCCAGAGGACCCUGUACCAGGAGGUGAUGCUGGAGAACUGCAGGCUCCUGGCGUCGCUGGGGUGCCCUGUUCCCAGACCGCAGCUGAUCUGCCAGCCGGAGUCGGGGCGGGAGCUGUGGAUGGUGAAGACAGAUCUCUCCCGAGGCGUCUUUUCAGGUGAGAAGGGAAAAGCUAGAAUCACAGAACCCACUACAUGUGAGCUUGCCCUGUCUGAGAGAGCCUCCCUUCUGGAGCAACUAACACAAGGAGCUGAAUCCCCAGAAGACUUCCAGGUGGACCAAACCACGGAUCAGAAUGGGCCAUUGGAACUGCGAGAGGUACAGUGGGAAUCAGGGAUAGACCUGCAGAAGGAGAAGCUUCCUAGGAAAUCCCGCUCUGAACAUGGCGGCUGGGGGACAGCGGAGGGUGUGCAUGCGAGGACUGUGCAGGAGCAAGCCCCUGCACUGCGAGCUCUCCUGGAGCAUGGCUCAUGCAGAUUAGGUAAAGAUCGCAUGACUCAGGAAGACGAAAGUAUCUUCAAAUGCAAUGAAUGUGGGAAAGUGUUUAACAAGAAACGCCUCCUGGCUCGACAUGAGAGGAUUCACUCCGGAGUGAAGCCCUAUGAAUGCACAGAGUGUGGGAAAACCUUUAGUAAGAGCACUUACCUCCUUCAACACCACAUGGUCCACACAGGGGAGAAGCCAUAUAAGUGCAUGGAGUGUGGGAAGGCCUUCAACCGCAAGUCACACCUGACACAACACCAGCGGAUUCACAGUGGAGAGAAGCCCUAUAAGUGCAAUGAAUGUGGAAAGGCCUUCACCCACCGCUCGACUUUCGUCCUCCAUAACAGGAGCCACACUGGAGAGAAACCCUUUGUGUGCAAAGAGUGUGGAAAAGCCUUCCGAGAUAGGCCAGGUUUCAUUCGGCACUACAUCAUCCACAGCGGCGAGAACCCCUAUGAGUGCUUUGAGUGUGGAAAGGUCUUCAAACACAGGUCAUACCUCAUGUGGCACCAGCAGACUCACACUGGGGAGAAGCCCUAUGAGUGCAGUGAGUGUGGGAAAACCUUCUGUGAGAGCGCGGCCCUCAUCCACCACUACGUCAUCCACACGGGGGAAAAGCCCUUUGAGUGCCUCGAGUGCGGGAAGGCCUUCAACCACAGGUCGUACCUCAAGAGGCACCAGCGGAUCCACACGGGGGAGAAGCCGUACGUGUGCGGUGAGUGUGGCAAGGCCUUCACCCACUGCUCCACUUUCAUCCUGCAUAAGAGGGCCCACACUGGAGAAAAGCCUUUUGAAUGCAAGGAAUGUGGCAAAGCCUUCAGCAAUCGGGCCGACCUCAUCCGGCACUUCAGCAUCCACACUGGAGAGAAGCCCUAUGAGUGCGGUGAGUGUGGGAAGGCCUUCAACCGCAGGUCAGGCCUCACGAGGCACCAGCGGAUUCACAGUGGAGAGAAGCCCUAUGAGUGCAUGGAGUGUGGGAAAACCUUCUGCUGGAGCACUAACCUCAUCCGACACUCCAUCAUCCACACCGGGGAGAAGCCCUAUGAGUGCAGUGAGUGUGGGAAGGCCUUCAGUCGUAGCUCAUCCCUCACCCAGCAUCAAAGGGUUCACACUGGGAGAAACCCAGUCGGUGUAACAGAAGUGGGAAGACCCUUCGCCAGUGGACAAUCCUCAGUCAACCUCCAAGAACUCCUGUUGGGGAAAGACUUUUUGAAUGUAAACACUGUGGAGAAUGUUUUGCCAGAAGAAUCACCGUACUCAGAUUCUAAUCAUUCAUACCAAAGAGAAACCCCAGGGUUGUCUUCCCUGUGAAAAACCUGUUGCAAGAUGUCAGUGGUCUUCUCAUGAGUCAUGUUGGAAACUGACCCCGCCUGGAGCCUUAUUCUACGUGUGGGAGUUUAUUCAGGAGAGAGACCCAGUGGUUAUCAGGCACUUAGAAAACUUCCCACUCUAUCUUUCUCCUUAGUUUACACGGCAGUGUUAUCUCAGGAAUUUCUUCUUUAAAAAGAAGGGAGAGACUCGGAAGAGAAAAGGAACUACCCCCAGUUUCUUCAGACUCCAGCCACGCCUAUGGCACUUGGUCGUGGAUUUCUUAGUCUCGUUGGCAGGAGGAGAGCGUUGUGUGAGAGGUGAAGGACUAGGGUCUGUAUGUGUCUUGUACACAUGUUCACUGCUGUCCAUUGUCCAGAAAGUAGACAGUUGAAGGCAGGUCUGAAAACUUUCCAUGAACAUCCUUGUUCUAAAACAUUGUCUAUUCUUGAAGAAAAAAAAAAAUCCUUACCCAAGGACAUGUUCCCAUUACUUGUAGAGAGGGGUGGGGGGAGAAACCCCCAGCGGUUGCCUGCCAGACACAUCCCAACCAGGGAUCGAACCUGCAACCUAGGCAUGUGCCCUGACUGGGAAUUGGACCCACUGUCUUUCAGUGUAUGGGGCAGUGCUCAACCAACAGCCACACCAGCAGGCCACUGUCUCUACUCUUAAGGAGAUUAAUUUUUGUGAGAAUAUGAAGGCUUGAACCAUAAAUACUUUUUUUUUUUAGGGGAGAUGUACACGUAUGGACAGUCACAUUUUAUUGCACCGGGUAACACUGGGUAAGGCUUUGCUUUUUAAAGAACAAAUCUUCACGUGGUUUUAAAGACCCAGUACUUGGACAUUUUUUGGUCCUGUACUGUUGGUUGACUUGAUCGCUAUAGUUAAAUGGUAAAUUUUUUAAUUGGGUAAAGUGAUUCUUUUAUCCACAUUUUUUUAUUUGAAACUUAUUUAUCACUCCUACUUUAAUUUCUAUAUAAAGUUUUAGAUAUACAUGAUUUUUUUUUACCCCAAAAUAUCAAGUUUUGAUAGAAAUUGAGUUAAAUUGGCAGGUGGCUCAAUUUGUUGAGAACAGGCAUCUUGACUGCGUUGAGUCUUCCAGUUAUUUAACAUGGUGUGUCUCUAUAUUGCAGCAUUGUUUAUCUCCUUACUGUUUUAUAAAGGUCAAUAACAGGUCUUGUCCAAUUUUUAUCAGUCUUUGGUAUUAUACAAAUCAUUUUUGGAUGUUAUUCUGGCAUCCUGCAAACUUUCUGAACUGUAACCAUUUAUGUGUUAGAAUGCUUGGGAUUUUUCUGCAAAGAAAAAUAGGGAUAGUUUUUAUUUUUUCUUCUCCUCUGCAUUACCUAUUCUUUUUCCUGUCUUAAUGCACUAGCUAGGAUUUCCAAUAUAAUGUUGAGUAGAAGUAGUGAGAAAGAUAUUCUUGUUGGUCCCUCAUAUUAGAGGGAAAACACUCCGUUUUUCAUCAUUAAGUCUGAUGUUCGUCUUAGGUUUUCUUCAUAGAGGUUUCUUACCGAGUUCAGAAGGUGUCCCAUGUUCCUAAUUUCCUGAGGUUUUUUGUUAUCUUGAACGGGUGUUGAAUUUUGUCAAAUGCUUUUUCUCUCUUAGUUGAUAUAACCAUGUUUGUUUUUUUCUGUAGCCUGUUGGUAUGAUAUUUUAAAUAUUUUUUCUUUUUUUCCCAUCACCAUUUAACCUAUACCCUCUAACACUUCCACCCACCCCAUCUUUUCCCCCCUCCCCCCACUCCUCACCGCUGUUUUAAAUAUUGAACCAGCUUUCUAUCUUUGGAAUGAGCCCUACUUGGUCAUGGCGUCUAAUUAUUUUUAUGUAUUACAGUAUUCAGUCUGCUAAUAUUUUUACUGAGGAAGAUUUCCUCUAUUUUCAUAAAAGAUAACAAUAUUUAGCUUCUUUUCCUUAUUUCCGUUCUUUGGUUUUGUUUGUUUGGUUAUCUGUACUGUCAGUGUCUGGUUUUGGUGUGCAGGUGAUGCCGCCUCCCAGCCGAUGCUGAGAGCUGCUCCUUCCUCUGUUGUUUAGAAGACAAUGCGUAGGAUUGAUUUUACUUGUUCUUUUAAUGUUUGGCAGCAUUCUCCAGAGAAUCAUUUAGUCCUGGAGGUUAUUCUUCUGGAUGCUUUUUAAUUAGGUAUUUAUUUUAUUUAAUAUGGAUAGAACUAUUUAGAGUAUCUAUUGCAUAUUGGAUGAAUUUUCAUUGUCCUUUUCUAGGGAUUAUUCUACUUCAUGUAAAUUUUUUAUUUGCUUCAAGUAUUCUUUUAUUAUUAUUUUGGCAGUAGAAUUUGUUUAUUACCCUGUUUUAUUCCUGACAUUGAAAUCUUUCAACUCUUUAUUUUGUCAAUCUUCUUAGUACUUAUCACUUUUUUAUCAUUUCAAAGAACCAGCACUUUAUAUUGGUGUUUGCUUGUUACCUUUCUGUUCCUAAUCUCACAGAUUUCCUGAUCUUUAGUAUAUUCUUUUUCUACUUGCGUUGGUUGUGUUUUCCUCUAGUUUCUUGAGGUGGAUGCUUAGGUUAUUAACUUGAGAUUAUUUUUCUAUUGUAAGCAUUAAAUUCUAUCAUUUUCCCCCAAUGCACUGUUUUAGCUUCAUCUCACAAGUUUUAAUACAUUUUAAUUACAUUUCAUUCAGUUCUAAAUAUUUCUUCAUUCAAGACUUCUUCUCUAAACCAUGGAUUAUUUACAAAGUAUGUUGUUGACUUUUUAAAUGUGUGGCAUAUUUCAUGCUCUUUUUCUAAAAUACUUUUUUAUUGAUUUUU